Molecule: messenger RNA, 1462 nt
Organism: Vidua macroura (Pin-tailed whydah)
Lineage: Eukaryota; Metazoa; Chordata; Aves; Passeriformes; Viduidae
Gene: ACOD1
Product: aconitate decarboxylase 1
Exons: 6
Coding region: 20-1462 (480 amino acids)
Molecular function (GO): lyase activity
Source: RefSeq, a predicted model, not a curated record
UGCUGCAUCUCUCUGGGACAUGCAUCACCCCUUCAAGAUGUGGGCAAAGACAGUUACAGGAAAUUUUGCCAAGGUGAUUCAUGGUUUGAAUGCAAAUCAGUUGACAGAUCAAGUAAUUCAGAGAAGUAAGCAAAUGAUUCUGGAUACUCUUGGAGUGGGGCUUCUGGGUACCAGCACCGAGGUCUGCCACAAAGUGGCACAGUACAGCAAGAUCUACAGCUCAGAUUUAUCCAGUACCAUCUGGGGCCACUUGGAUUUCCGACUGCCUCCUCUGUAUGCAGCUUUUGUGAAUGGAGUGGCUGUGCACUCAAUGGACUUUGAUGACACCUGGCAUCCAGCCACACACCCAUCUGGGGCUGUGCUCCCUGCAGUGAUUGCACUCUCAGAGGCUUUUCCUCAGAAGAAAAAAAUCUCAGGUCUUGAUCUGCUCUUAGCUUUCAAUGUGGGAAUCGAAGUGCAAGGCAGGUUGCUGCACUUCUCCAGAGAAGCCAGGAAUAUUCCAAGAAGGUUUCACCCACCAGCUGUGGUUGGUACCAUGGGGAGUGCAGCAGCUUGUGCUAAACUGCUAGCUCUUGACCAGCUGGAAUGUAAAAAUGCCUUGGCUAUUGCUGCCUCCUAUGCAGGUGCCCCACUGGCUAAUGCAGCAACCCAAAUAAAGCCCCUCCAUGUUGGGAAUGCUGCCAAGCAUGGACUGGAAGCAGCUUGCUUAGCUUUACACGGCCUUCAAGGGAACAAACAGAUCUUGGACAUGGAGUCAGGGAUGGGUGUGUUUUAUACAGAUUACAACCCACAGACCCUGCCAACCUUGCAGUCCUACCCCUGGCUCUUGGACCAGCAAGAUGUGGCCAUCAAACGCUUUCCUGCUCAUCUUGCAACACACUGGGUGGCUGAUGCAGCAUCUUCUGUUAGGAGGAAGCUUGUGCAGAGCAGUGAGAACUUGCUUCCCCUUGAUAAAAUUGAGAAAGUCAUUCUCAAAGUCCCUGAGGUCAGAUAUGUGAACAGACCCAGCCCAGCCUCAGAGCAUGAAGCACGACACUCCUUCCAGUUUGUUGCAUGCUCCACUUUGCUGGACGGCAGCAUGUCAGUCCAGUCCUUUGCCAGCGAGAACAUUCACCGGCCAGCCUUGCGGGAGCUCCUCUGCAAAACACAGCUGGAGCACCCUCCUGACAACACCCCCAGCUUUGACAGCCUUUACUGCGAAGUGAGUGUCACACUUCAGGACGGCAACACGAUCAGCGACUGCUGCACUACCUUCUACGGGCACUGGAGGAAACCUCUGAAAAAGGAAGACUUGGAGAAAAAGUUUCAAUCCAAUGUGCUUGGCAUCCUGCCCACAGAAGCCAUGGAAGGCAUUAUAGAGACUGUGUACAACCUGGAAAAAGUAGAGGACUGUUCUGUAUUAAGUACAUUUCUAUCAGGACAGUCACCUAGAGCGCUUCCAGGGAAGCUACACAUCAAGUGA